This is a messenger RNA of Cicer arietinum (chickpea), 1215 nucleotides long. RefSeq lists its product as uncharacterized. NCBI's taxonomy places the organism in Eukaryota, Viridiplantae, Streptophyta, Magnoliopsida, Fabales, Fabaceae. The record is from RefSeq and is a predicted model, not a curated record.
AUGAUUGUAUUACAAAACAAUGAGAUAAUAACAUCAUUUGAAAAGAGCAUAAUUCAGAAGGUCCAUCGACAUAGUAACAAAUUGUAUGCCAAUUUGUGUGGUGUUGUGUCAAAAAAUGCAAUAGACCACAUUGCGGCAGAGUUUGAUCGCGUGAAGUAUGUAGGUAUAAAUAAGUCUGAAUGUCGCUGCACAAUUAGGAGAACACAUGGUCUACCUUGUGCAUGUGAGAUAGCCAGGUAUAGUAUGAUCCCCCGUUCUAUUUCGUUAGAUGUUAUUCAUGUUUGGUGGACUAAAUUAACUUUUCAUGAUGAUGGAUCGGGUAAACCUUCAGAAUUAUCUGUGAAACAUGAAAUAGAAGUGAUAGUGAAAAAGUUUGAUGAACUUGAUGUACCUGGAAAAAUUGCACCGAAAGGUAAAUUACAUGAGAUUGCGUAUCCAUCGACUACGUCGAUGUGUCCAUCUGUUGGCAAGGUUAAAACAAAGGGUGCACCGAAAAAAGGCAAAAGUAAGAUAUCAAAAAGAGAUAAAUCAACCAAGCGUGAUCCAUCUUGGUGGGAAUAUGUGGAUGCAAGUGUUCGAUGCAGUGACACAAAUGCAUGUAGUAUUGUAACUUCUAAUAAAGUACAACAACCUCGACCAUCAGUAACAAAGCUCACACCUCGACCAUCAGUCAGCAAAGUUCAACAACCGAGAGUUCUUAUCUUCAAGGAAUGGUUGCCGGUUGAAAUUCACAAAUUCAUAGAUGACAUUAUUGACGUCGGCAAGGAUGGUAAUUGUGGAUAUCGUGUAGCUACAACUUUACUUGGAAUAUGUGAGAACUGUUGGACAUUCAUUCGUCAAGAGUGUGUGGUAGAUCUUCAAGAGUUCAUGUCUCAUUACAAGAUAAUAUAUGGUGGACAAAAUUUUAUUCAACAACUUAUACACAGUGCGUAUGUUGAACAAGUUGCAACUUUGGAUAAUUGGAUGACACUUCCAGAAAUGGGAUAUGUGAUUGCUUCGAAAUUUAACUUGGUUUUCGCCGCAUUAUCACUUAACCAAUCACAAAUAUUUUUUCCACUAAGAAGUAUACCACCAACAUCUAUGUCAGAUCAUCGUAUCAUAGUUAUUGCAUUUGUUAAGAACUGUCAUUUUGUGCAGGUUUACUUAAAGACAAAUUCUCCUAUACCACCAGUAAAUAAUUUGUGGAGAAAAUAUUGCACUGAAGAAACACGAUAG